UGCCGAGCCACAACUCCCGCCACCUGGGUUCAAGGGAAGACCCCGCCCACGCAGUUCGUCGUCAGUGACGUCACCGCGUUGCCGCGCUCGCCGCGCUCGCCGCGCGGAGCCCAGCGCAGACCCGCCGCGAGCCCAGCGCAGGCCGGCCCAGUCACCUCUUGUUCCUCGGCACUGGCGGAUAAGAUUUCUGAAGAAGAGUCUUUAAGCAGUAUUUCCAUUAAACCUGGUACUGAUGAUUCAUGGCUUACAUCAGAUGCUGAAGACUUAAAUUUUGGUAUCCAGGAAGGAGAGGUGCAGCUGGCAAUUGGAAAACAGGAUGAUGGUAUUAGUAUUACUGAAAGUGCUCCACAAGAGCUUAACGACAGUCUGACUUCUGCUGAUAGAGCAUACAAAAGUAAUAGUAGUGUUAUGAUGUCAGCAUUAGGAUUAGGAGAAGAGGAAGAUGGAGAAUCACCUUGGGAUUGUGAGAGUAUUUCUGAGAGUCUUCCAAAGAAAAACAUUAAACGUUUAUCUGGAGCUGCGGAUCAGAAAGGACCACGUAUAUUAAAUGAAGAAGUAGAAGAUUCUCCUAAAAUAUAUCCUUACGUGAAGCCUACCGUUGAAGUGAAAGAUUCCGUUCCUACUAAAACAGUAGAAGUGAAGGAAAAACAAACAUCCAAAUCAGCUUUGUCCAGUUGGAAGUCUUCAGUGUGUUUGGCUCACAGUACUGUGUCUUGUCAAAGAUCCAGGGCUUUGAGAGUUGAUGAAUGCCCAUCUGUAUCACACUCGGUGACCCAAAAUCAGUCAGCAUCCAGAGGAUUUGGACAGACGACCUUCAUAGAGAAAGAAAAGAUUAAUGAUAUUGGAGUUGUGUUUCUGUUAGAGAAUUAUAAACUCCAUGACCUGUAUAAAUCACAGCUACAAGAAAGCAGAGAGCACAAACAAGAUUUGCCAGCAGAACUAGACUUAGAAAGGACAUCAGAGGAAGAGCAAAAAAGACUUGAUGAAAGUGAAAAUGACCACCUACAGAUAAAUGAAGAAAAGAGGAGACACCAAAGUAAUGGGAUGGCAGUAUUCGAAAACGUGUGUGUUGUCGCUGCUGCUGCUGCUGGACUAAUUCCACAAAGAGAGAGUGGAAAAACUGAAAACCACCUCUUUCCUGUUGGGAAAAAGGAAGAUUCUGAUGGUAGUGAUCCUGGUUUGCAUAUGAAGGAAGUAAGGAAAGAUGAAAAUGAAAAAUGGACAUCAAAAGUAUCUGUGAUUACGCCAGGGCUUGAGAAGGCCGAUUCCCUAACUUCGUGUCCACUACAAGUGAAUGAUGAGAGCACUUCAGGUGAAAUGGAUCAGGAUGAAGGAAGACCUGCAAAGAAAAGAUCUCAUGAAAAGAAAGAGGUCAAAAAGGAAAUGAAUUUUAUGGAUGACCUUGACUUAACUGAGUCAUCUGGAACAGCUUCAGAGGAUUCCAAGUUGCCUUGCUCUAAUUAUAUGAGUUGCGUGUCGCUACCUGCACAAGUUGGCAAGGAUUGUAAAGAUUCUGCUACUUUACUAAAAAGCCAGGAUGAGAUUCUUUCGUAUAAAAGAUUAGUAGAACUUAAAAAAAAUCACUGUGAACAACUUAAAAGAAAAAAUAAAAAAAUGGAAAAUAAGGUUAAUGGACUACAAAAGGAGCUAUCAGAAACAAAAGAAUUGAAAUCGCAGUUGGAGCAUCAGAAAGUGAAAUUGGAACAAGAACUUGGCCCUUUGAGAUUCACUUUAAAACAAGAAAAAGAGAAAAGAAGAAAUGCUGAUAUAUUAUAUGAAAAAAUGAGGGAGCAAUUCAGAGAAAAAGAAGAGCAGUAUAAUAAAGAAGUCGAAAUGAAACAACAACUUGAACUUCCUCUUGGAACACUAGAUGUGGAAUUGAGGAUUGUAAGAAAUAAUUUGGAUCAGGUUGUAGAAGAGCGAAAUGACGCUAAGUUACAACUUUCUCAAGAACAGAAUGCCAGAGUAUUACAAGAUGGAAUUCUAAAGAAUCACCUUUGCAAACAAACGGAGAUUGAAGUGGCUAAUAACAGAAUGAAUUCUGGGAUUUCUAAUAGUCAUGAAAAAGAAGAAGAUCUGUUGCCUAAAACCCACAUGUGGGAGGAUGAAAUUGCCAUGCUAAGACUGGAUAUAGACACAAUAAACAAUAAGAACCAGGAAAUGGAAAAGAAAUAUUGUGAAGGCAUUGAAAGUAUAAAAGAAAAGAAUGUCAGUCUUCAAGAGACCAUAAAACUGAAGGAGGAAACAUUAACAAAAACACUAUUAGAAUAUAGUGGACAGAUUAAUGCUCUGACCACUGAGAAUACAAUGCUAAAGUCUAAACUGGAGAAUGAAAAGCAAAACAAAGAAAGACUGGACAGAAAAGUUGAAUCUUACCGAGCUAGACUAGCUACUGCUAUAGAGGAUUAUGAUCAAAAUCAGGCAUCAAAAAGAGACCUAGAACUUGCUUUCCAGAGAGCAGAAGAUGAAUGGUUUCGUCUGCAGGACAAACUGAAGUUUGAUGUGUCUAACCUAAAAGAAAACAAUGAGCUUCUUUCUCAAAACCUUUCUAAAGCUGAAAGUAAAUUCAAUACUCUAGAAAUUGAGCUCCAUCACACAAGAGAUGCUCUCAGGGAAAAGACUUUAGCUUUAGAAUGUGUGCAAAGAGACCUAAGUGAAACACAGUGUCGGAAAAAGGAAAUGGAACACAUGUAUCAAAAUGAACAAGGUAAAGUGAAUAAAUACAUCGGAAAGCAGGAAUCCUUAGAGGAGAGAUUAUCUCAACUACAAAGUGAAAAUAUGUUGCUUCAACAGCAACUAGAGGAUGCUCACAACAAAGCUGCCAGUAAAGAAAAUGUCGUAAUUAAUAUCCAAGACCAGUUUCAGGAUAUCAUAAAAAAACUUCAAGCUGAAAGUGAAAAACAAGGUCUUUCGCUGGAAGAAAGAAAUAAAGAGUUAAUCAAUGAAUGUAAUCUUUUAAAAGAAAGAAUGUAUCAGUAUGAAAAGGAGAAAGUAGAAAGAGAAGUAGCUGUGAGACACCUUCAACUAGAACUGGCUGAUGCCCUAAAAAAACAAUCUAUGUCAGAGGCUUCACUGGAGGUUACAUCACGUUGCCGUAUUAAUUUAGAAGAUGAGACACAGGAUUUGAGGAAGAAAUUAGGUCAAAUCAGACGUCAGUUGCAAGAAGCAGAAGAUCGACAUGCAGAGGCUGUAAGAUGUAUUGAAACGUUGAAAGAUCACAUGCAAAAGCUUGAAGUUGAAAAUGACAAGUUAAAAGUUAUAGUCAAAGAACAAGCGGGCAAAAUUGAAGAACUUCAGGAAAACCUGUUAAGUACAAGUUCGUCUGAUGAUGAAGAGGGACAGAUAAAGAAAUUUAUUGAGUUGAAACAAUCUCUGGAAUGUAGUUUCGAUCAAGAAAUGAAGAAAAAUGGUGAAUUAGAAAAAGAGAUUACUAGAUUUAAGAAACUCUUAAACGUGACAAGAAGAAAGUUAAGUGAAUAUGAAGAUAGAGAGCUUACUUUCCCUGGAAGUUCAAAAACCAGUCAAAUUGAAAUGGAUAGUCAGAUUAAUAUGCUAAAACAGAAGGUUGAUGAUCUUACAGCAAAACUGGAAAGUGCAUCUUCAAAAUGUCUAUACCUGGAUGCAAAAAACCAGCUUCUUACCCAGGAGUUAUCAUCUAUGAAGGAAAUGCAGAAGAAAUAUGAAAAACUAGAGAAGAAUAAAAAGAAGUUGGAACAACAAGUAGUGCACCUCAGAAGUCAUUUAGAACUCAGUAUGGUAGAAUACAGUAAAAUAGAACAAUAUAAAUGGGAGCUUGAAGAAAGAACAAGAUUGGACAUAACAGAAAAAUUAAAAGAAGCCAGUCUGUUUUUACAGACACAAGUAGCAUCUCAAGAAAGGUUAGGACAGUUAAGAGAAACUAAUAAUGCUUCAAUAAGAAGUCAAAUGGAACUCCGAAUUAAAGAACUGGAAUUUGAACUAUCCAGAAUGAAAAGUUCUCAAGAUAAUUUUAAUAAAACAGAAUUGGAAAAAUACAAGCAACUCUACGUAGAAGAAUUAAAAGUUCGAAUGUCAUUAACAAAUGAACUGAACAAGACUAAUGAGAAGCUGGCAGAGACCAGUACCAAACUUCUGGUGGAGAAACAGCAAAAACAGUCUUUGAUUAAUACUAUUACUAUGAGGCCUGUCCUAGACUUGCCUUCUGUUAGAAAUAUUAAUAAUAGUUCACUGCUCAAUAGAAAUGUUGCUCCAAGAGAAAACCUAGUGAUUCUUACCCCACGCUCACGGCCUACAAAUAAUGGCAUUGAGACUUUCUUGACCAAGAUGCAGCAGGAGAUGGAAAGGAGUAUAACUAGAGAACUAGAAGAAGCUGCUGCUGAAUUUGAAUCAGACUCAUUGUGUAAGACCUCCUCUUUAGAAUCUACUUGUGAACCACAUGUGAAGUACGAUCUAGUAGUGAAAUCGUCAAAAGAAUUUUUACAGACUUUGAAGAAAAAGUACAUGUUCUGAAAGAUCAAUAAUAAUUCAUUUACUGGAUGUUUGUAUAACAUCUUAAUUGUGUCCUACUAAACGUAUGAUGUGUGAAAAUCUUUAUUAAAGGAAAACAGGUUUGGAUCAUG
Messenger RNA from Zalophus californianus (California sea lion), 4598 nucleotides. Its product is annotated as ankyrin repeat domain-containing protein 26-like. The record is from RefSeq and is a predicted model, not a curated record. NCBI's taxonomy places the organism in Eukaryota, Metazoa, Chordata, Mammalia, Carnivora, Otariidae.